This is a messenger RNA of Melampsora larici-populina 98AG31, 1263 nucleotides long. RefSeq lists its product as uncharacterized. The record is from RefSeq and is a predicted model, not a curated record. The coding region runs from base 1 to 1263 and encodes 420 amino acids. NCBI's taxonomy places the organism in Eukaryota, Fungi, Basidiomycota, Pucciniomycetes, Pucciniales, Melampsoraceae. The transcript has 5 exons.
AUGACAGGCAAUUUCAUCCGACUUCAGCACUCUACAUGUAAUUGGACCACAAAGCACUCAUACUUGACUCACGAGAUUAAAUGCCAGUGUCCAUUGGAAAAACUUCGCCGACAACAAAUUGACCUGAUUGACCUUCUAAGUAGUCUGUUUGAAGAAGGCCUUCAACUUUCCCAACUCGAUAUAUCAGCUGCUCAAUGUUCUCUGUGCUUUGGACCGGCCGAGGGGGAAGUCAAGGUGUCUCCCAACAAACCUGAUUUCAUCAUCGCAAUGGAUGGUAAUUUCCAACACCGUCAUCAAUCUUACUCCAGCAAAGACUUUCCUCAAGAGGAUCAAUACCCCGACUUUUUCAUUCGGACUAGCAAUAUUGAAAAAGAGGCUGUUGCUUGUCAACAAACUGACGCUCAAGCCAAUGACAUCAAGGUUAAGGAAGGAAGCGGUAAGAUUAGGUUUUCUGGUGAAGAUAUCAUGUGUAUACUGAAUCUGAGGUGUGUUUUAUUAGGACUAUGGCUUCUAAGACGAUAUCGAAAUGCGGUGAAGGUCUUGGGAGAAGCUCAAUCCGCACUAAACACCCUCUUUCAAAUGGCCAACCCAGCCCUACCCGGCAAAAACUAUUCGGCCCUUUUUUUCCGUUCCCAAUGGGCUUCUGAGCGUGAGGCAUAUGCAAGCAAGGAUGCGAUCAUGCAGAAGCAGAAGUUGGAACUUGGUCGGCUAUUAUCUUUACAGGAUGAACUUGAGGCUGCGUGGUUGCAGCCGGCACUUACACCUCAACAGGCUCUCCAUCGUCUUCGAACAACAGCGGAAAUCAAGGAAAGCAUUGCCCAGCAGGCUGCAAAAGUUGGCACAGCCAAUGUCCUUCUAUUAGACAAAGAGCAACAAGCAUUCCUUAAGCUCUGGUACAGUAAGCAUGAAGUUGGACUGAGGUACAUAGCUAUAUGUGAGGAAAAGCGUCCUCUUCAACAGAGCCGCUCAGAUGGUCAUGACACAAAUCUAGGUCAUAAGGGCCAGACCAAUCUGCUUGUUGCGCUUCGGAAGCAUGUAACACAGCUGAAGAAGAUAGUUGAAACUUACCAAACUCGUCGCACAGAAUAUCACGCAAAAUAUCCUGAACAUCAGCUCCCGGCAGACAUCAAUUAUAAUGAACUGCUUCACAUUCAAGCCGAUCAUCCAUUCUGGAACGACUCUCUCUUCACCAAGAUUGAAGCACCUUGGGCAGUUGAUCCCAAUACCAGGCAUGGAAUGCAGCAAGUUGCAUAUGCGGAUUGA